Messenger RNA from Oncorhynchus masou masou (cherry salmon), 953 nucleotides. RefSeq names its product lipase member I-like. Lineage: Eukaryota; Metazoa; Chordata; Actinopteri; Salmoniformes; Salmonidae. Gene Ontology annotation, biological process: fatty acid biosynthetic process; triglyceride catabolic process. The transcript is spliced from 7 exons. The record is from RefSeq and is a predicted model, not a curated record. The coding region runs from base 1 to 870 and encodes 289 amino acids. Gene Ontology annotation, molecular function: lipoprotein lipase activity; apolipoprotein binding.
AUGUGUUCUGAUCCAACUCAGGCCUGGAUCCGUUCUCACCAGUGUUUUCCCGAGGUAGACAGCAGCCUGUCUCUGGAUCACACUGAUGCCCAGUACGUGGACGUGGUUCACACCAACUUCAACCCCAAUGAGCCGGUAGCUCCCCUGGGGGUUUCCAGACCGUUGGGUCAUGUUGAUUUCUACAUCGGCAGAGGAUAUCAUCUCCCUGGUUGUCCUCAGGCUCUCAUGAAAAGGGAGCAGUACUUGCUGUGCAGUCACCAACGGGCCUAUAGGUUGUUCAUCAGCUCCAUCCGGUCCUCCUGCCCUCUCACAGCCUUCCCCUGCCAGGGAGUAGAGGACUUCCAGAGGGCUCUCUGUACACACUGUCACCACCCUGGCCUCAACAUCUGCCCUCAGCUGGGCUACGACAUCAGCUGGCUGCCUCCAGAUCGACCAAUCACCUUCCAGCCCCUGACCGCGGUCCUGGACAUCACAGCAACGGACCCUUUCUGCGUGACGCCGUUCCUGUUGGAGGUGCACCUGGAGGGAAACACCUCAUUAGAAGCCCAGCUAUUUAUUCAGUUGAAGGGAGACGUCAGGAAAACACCUGUCAUGUUGGUGUCCGGUCCUUCCCUGAUGCAGUUUGAGUCUCAUCAGAUACACCAGUUCGUGGUUUCCGUACGUCACACUGUUCAGAAGUUCAGAAGCAUAGCACUUCACUUCUACUCUCAACGCCUCCUGUACUUGGCCUGGAGGAAGAGACGGAUUCACAUCAGUCAUCUAGUCCUUACACAACUACCCAGACACCAGGGGCUGGUAUCUUACAGGACUCGGAGUGUUACCGCAGUGGAGAACCACAGAGUGGACGUGUAUCUGCAGAAGGAAGAGUGAAGAGUUUGAAAAGUUUGGUCGUUCAUAUUUAUUUUCAGGGAGGUCAAAUGCUGGGCUGGGUAAUCAGAAAAAUAACCAUUAAA